AUGUUAAUCGGCUCAGAUGAAGUACAACACCCGUCAAUAUUCACUAGCCUUCCAUGCAAACAAAUCACCAACAAGAACAUCGACUUCAUAAAACAUUCAAUCGAGCUUUGCACAUCUUCAUGCCAUCCACUGCAGCAACUCAAGAGCUUUCCUACUAGGCUAUUGGAUCUCGGUUCAGUUGCGGAGUCUGGCUGCGUGCGACUGAUCCAGACUAAAGACAUACCCGAGGCUGAUGUCCCCAGUUUGAAGUACGCUGCUCUCAGUUAUUGUUGGGGCAACACAAUACAACCCAAGACCACGCCAGAGAACCUCAAGAAACGCACGGAAAGUAUCAGCCUUAAAGAGAUGUCCGCUGGACAAGAGGACCAGGCUCGGGCUGAUUGGGAACAAGAAAGCGAGAUCAUGGAUAUGAUAUAUGCGCAGGCCUAUAUCACAAUUUGUGCUGCUUCAUCUCCAAGCUGCCAGGUUAGCUUUCUUCAACGCGAGACUAAGCCUAUACUGAGACUGGGGCUUCGACCUGCGUCAUCUGACGCAUUCGAAAGCAGUUACCUGGUAACGCCGUGCCAUACCUCAAUGUUGGCGCACGGAUGGUUCUCGGCCGACUGGGACGAAACCAUCUGGCAUACACGGGGCUGGACCUUUCAAGAGCGAGCGUUGUCCGAGAGACUGAUUGUCUUCGGAACUCAUAUGAUUCAUUUCAUAUGCUCGGGGUUUUACUCGAAUGAGACUGGCUAUACUGAUACGUGUUGCGCAAACAAUAGAAACGCCGGAGGUGUAACAUUACCGAGCAGCCUCUCACGACCUGUAUCAAAUGAGGUUCGAGCGUCAGUCUUCGGAGAAUUUCGCGGCAUCCUCAGGUCGGUUGCCGAAGCCGACUUUUCUCGCGACAGAGAUCGCCUGCCAGCCCUUGCCGGCAUUGCUAGAAGGGUGCACGAGCUUACGGGAAGCAAAUACUACGCUGGUUGUUGGGAGGAUAAUUUUCAUAAUGAUCUCCCGUUUUUCAUCUCCUGCCCACCUCCUUUGGCUGCCGCAAACCCGCGUGACUUAGAUUCGGAGCUAUAUUUCGGGCCUUCGUGGUCGUUUGUUAGUCGUAACAGUGGCGAACCUGUGCGCCUGGCCUACCAUUGCGGUCCGUUCAAGCCGCAAUACGAUUGGAUCCAGGCGUCGACUACUCCUCAAGGAAGGACCAGGUUUGGGGAAGUAUCGUGGGGCUUCUUGAAAGUCCGAACAAAGGUGCUUCUCACAAGUGCCAAUCUCGAAAUGGAUGAAGGGAGGGGGGGCCGAUUUGAAGCAGAGGUAUGGCUCGGUGGGGCAGAAGUAUUUUUCGACGGUCAGGAUCUCAAGGCCCAGUGUGCAUGCGUUUCGAACCCACACGGUGAUGAUAUGGCUUGGGCACUGAUUUCUGCUCGGUUGACAGGCGAAAGACGCUACCUUCUUGGUCUUUUACUACGGAGUACUGGGAGGCCGCGAGAAUAUUACCGUAUCGGGUUGUUUAAAUGGGGUCGCUUCAAAGACCCAGGCUCAAAUAGUCCUGCCAAUUGGGAUACUGAGACCAUCGAGAUCAUCUAG
Cryphonectria parasitica EP155 is the source of this 1569-nucleotide messenger RNA. RefSeq lists its product as uncharacterized. Bases 1 to 1569 code for a protein of 522 amino acids. Lineage: Eukaryota; Fungi; Ascomycota; Sordariomycetes; Diaporthales; Cryphonectriaceae. The transcript is spliced from 3 exons. The record is from RefSeq and is a predicted model, not a curated record.